Messenger RNA from Cadophora gregata, 312 nucleotides. RefSeq lists its product as uncharacterized. The transcript is spliced from 2 exons. NCBI's taxonomy places the organism in Eukaryota, Fungi, Ascomycota, Leotiomycetes, Helotiales, Ploettnerulaceae. The record is from RefSeq and is a predicted model, not a curated record. The coding region runs from base 1 to 312 and encodes 103 amino acids.
AUGCAGUUCGCAUCUACUCUCGUCUUCCACGUCCUUGCUUUCGCAGCCUGUGCUUUGGCUCUCCCCACCCUGAGCCGGACUGAGACUCGCGCUGUGCCAGACGUCCAAGUCUUCCGGGUAGUUGAGAACAGAAGUCUCCCCAUCAAAGAUCUCAAGCUAACAUAUUACAAGUGCGCUCCUAACAACGACGGCCUGCCCCUAUUCGGCACGUGCUGCCACGAGUUCCGCGAGAAUGGCGACUGCAAAGAUGGUGACAACGCAACUCAAGAGCUUCGCAGAGCCAAGUGGCCUCACCCAAUUCACCUGUGGUGA